This is a messenger RNA of Raphanus sativus (radish), 637 nucleotides long. Its product is annotated as monothiol glutaredoxin-S6. The transcript has a single exon. The record is from RefSeq and is a predicted model, not a curated record. Lineage: Eukaryota; Viridiplantae; Streptophyta; Magnoliopsida; Brassicales; Brassicaceae. The coding region runs from base 99 to 407 and encodes 102 amino acids.
UUACUUACUUGGUAGAACAUCAAAGCAAAAACAACCAUCGAGAUCCUUGAGUUCCCUCUUACACUUAAGUCCCACAUUCCUCAUACUAUAUACAUCCAAUGGAAAGCAUUACAAGUUUAGUUGCUGACAAACCAGUGGUGAUAUUUAGCAAAAGCACUUGCUGCAUGAGCCAUUCCAUUCAAACGCUGAUCUCAGGAUUUGGGGCAAAGAUGACAGUGUACGAGCUAGACCAGUUGUCUAACGGUCAGGACAUGGAGAAAGCAUUAAAGCAGAUGGGGUGUAAGCCGAGUGUACCAGCUGUGUUCAUAGGGGAACAAUUUAUAGGUGGGGCUAACCAGGUAAUGACUCUUCAAGUCAAGAACCAACUAGCCGCAUUGCUAAAAAGAGCCGGAGCCAUAUGGGUUUAAGUCCAAAUGCAACUAAGGAUAAAAUAAGUGAUGAGAAGAAUAUAUAUACAUAUACUUGUUUUACCUUUUUUUUUGGGUUUCCACCAUGCAUGCACUAUUAUGUUUUGAACAAGUGCAAGUGUGUAGUAACACACCCCUCGUGAUAUAUCAAUUACCAUACUUGUUAUGUAAGCUGAAAAAAAACGAAUCAGCAAUGCUUAUUCAAAAUUAAUAGAGAAAAGUUUUGCCUA